AUGUCUGGCAACUUGGGGACAGUGACCUGGACCCUGUUCCUCCUCCUCCUUGCACCUGGCUGGGUAGAACCGCAGGCCUGCACGUAUCCAUGCCAGUGUCCCUCCCAGCCUCUGCAGUGCCCCCCUGGCACCAGCCAUGUGUUGGAUGCCUGUGGUUGCUGCAAGGUGUGUGCCAGGCAGCUUGGCGAGCUCUGUUCCCUGCAGAAACCCUGUGAUCAUCACAAGGGACUCUACUGCGACUUCUCCAAAAUCCACAGAGGCAGCGGGAUCUGCUUAGCUCACGAGGGCGCGACUUGUGACCUGCUGGGCAAGAUCUACCACAACGGAGAGAGCUUCCAGCCCACCUGCAAGCUGCAGUGCAUCUGCAUGGACGGGGCCAUCGGCUGCAUCCCGCUCUGCUCCGACGACCUGCGGCUGCCGUCCCCUGAGUGCCCCAACCCGCGGCGGGUGAAGUUCCACAAUAAGUGCUGCGAAGAGUGGAUCUGCGAGGAGGGCAGUGAGGAAAACCGCUUCGAAACAGCCAUGGCGGUUUUCAGGGAGGAUCCAGCACACAAGCCGGAGCUGAAUAACCUGCAGGAGAACUGCUUGGUGCAGACCACCGAGUGGAGUGCUUGCUCUAAGAGCUGCGGCAUGGGCAUCUCUGCCCGAGUAACCAACGACAACCCCCAGUGCCGCCUGGAGAAGGAGACCCGGCUCUGCAUGGUCCGGCCCUGCGACUUCCCCAUGGAGAAAACCAAGAAGGGGAAGAAGUGUGUGCGGACCCCAAAGCCACGCCAGAGCCUCCACUUUGAGUUUUCGGGCUGCACCAGCACCCGUUCCUACCGGCCCAAGUUCUGCGGCAGCUGCACGGACGGCCGCUGCUGCACCCCAUACGUCACCAGCACCGUGGAAGUGGAGUUCCGCUGCCCCGAGGGGGACUUCUUCCAGCGGAAGAUGAUGUUCAUCAAGGUGUGCUCCUGCCACUACGACUGCCCCCGAGACAAUGACAUCUUUCUGGCCACCUAUCACAGGAGGAUGAUUGGAGACCACGUCAAGACAGAGAGGCAGUAGCCCUCUCUGUGCCAGAUCCACAGGCCAAGGUGUCAAGAGGGCUCUGCAGCGCUUUCGUGGCUGUGUCCCAGGUCAAUGCAGCCUCUUCCCCCUCUGUGAGGGGCUGUGCUCUUCGGAACAGCACCGUUUGCCACCAGUGGUCCCAGUGGCCUUCCUAACAAGCCAAGGUGCAUGGGGGCACAGCCCCAUCUGUUCCAGGCUCCUGACCUUCACCCGUGGUGGUGCAAAGGUCAGUGAAGGAACCAGAAACAGGCUUGAGCCGCAAACUUGAUCCAUGUUCCCACUGGUGGGAGAGUGGAUCAAAGCCGCGUGGCUCCAGCCUGUGUCCAGCUGAGAGCACAGCGGGUAUGAUUCCCCGUGGCCACUGGCCUGCCAAAACCAUGCGGCAAACCCAG
This is a messenger RNA of Haliaeetus leucocephalus (bald eagle), 1445 nucleotides long. Its product is annotated as connective tissue growth factor-like. The transcript has 5 exons. Lineage: Eukaryota; Metazoa; Chordata; Aves; Accipitriformes; Accipitridae. The coding region runs from base 1 to 1050 and encodes 349 amino acids. The record is from RefSeq and is a predicted model, not a curated record. Gene Ontology annotation, molecular function: integrin binding; heparin binding. Gene Ontology annotation, cellular component: extracellular matrix; extracellular region. Gene Ontology annotation, biological process: cell adhesion; signal transduction.